CUUCAAAUUCAUAAGCCAUGAAAGCUUUAUCACUAUCAACCUCAUCGACUCCAACAAUGCUCAUAUAAACAUUUUUAUCCAUAAUUACCAAUACGCCCCCACAAAAUGAGGUAUUUACGAUUCAUUUCACACAUUCACAAAUCUCUCCGCCAAAACCCUAGCCCCAAUUUCCACACAACUCAAAACCCUAAUCCUAACCUCUUAGCCCUAAUCCAAUCCAAGCUCCCAUCUUUCUCAACCUCUUCUGCUCAGGAAUCGAAGCCACCAGCUCCAUCAGAGCAAGUCUCGGCGAUCGUCGAUGAGCUCUCGGGUCUCACUCUUCUCGAGGUCUCGGACCUCGUCGAAGUUCUUCGCGAUAAAUUGGGGAUCACUGAGAUGCCGACGAUGAUGGUGAUGAUGCCAGGGAUGGUCCCUGGAGGACUGAAGGGGAAGGGCGGUGGUGCGGCGAAGAAGGUGGAGGAGAAAGCGGAGAAGACUGUAUUCGAUGUGAAGCUCGAAGGGUUCGAUGCGGCGGCGAAGAUCAAGGUAAUCAAGGAAGUGAGGACUUUUACCGAUUUGGGGUUGAAGGAAGCUAAGGAUUUGGUGGAGAAGUCGCCUACGCUUUUGAAGAAAGGCGUGACUAAGGAGGAGGCCGAGUCGAUUAUUGCUAAGAUGAAGGAGGUUGGCGCUAAAGUUUCGAUGGAAUGAGACUUGCUGGGGUAAUGAGAAUCAAAACAAGAAGUGGGAGGCUUUAUGAUAUGGAAUGUCAACAUCAAGGGAUUCUGAUAUUGAUGUAUCUCACUUGAAUUACUACUGGCAAGUCAUAGAGAUUAGUUUUAGGUUUUUUCAUAGUGCAGUCAUUUUUUGUAAUAACUGCUUUCCUUAUUUUCUCUCACUUGCAAAAAAUGCAUCCAAGCAAGUUAUGUUCGGUUGUCUGUACCUUGCUUCUUUUUUGGGUAUUUUUGUUUUAUUUUUUAUUUUUAGAUUCUUAACACCUAUUGUGAAACUGGUUUUUGAGGGUUCAUUUCAUGGA
Molecule: messenger RNA, 1012 nt
Organism: Quercus lobata
Lineage: Eukaryota; Viridiplantae; Streptophyta; Magnoliopsida; Fagales; Fagaceae
Product: 50S ribosomal protein L7/L12-like
Exons: 2
Coding region: 106-687 (193 amino acids)
Biological process (GO): translation
Cellular component (GO): ribosome
Molecular function (GO): structural constituent of ribosome; mRNA binding
Source: RefSeq, a predicted model, not a curated record